AUGAAAUUUGGCUUCUUGAGCUCCAAAUUUCAAAAAAUUUUCGCCUGCGGCGCUGAAAAUUGGAAGAAUUCUUCGAUUAUGGUACGGGGAUUUGGGGAUUUGGUCGUGAAUCGAUGGUACGUUUUAGGGGAUAUCAUGUUUGAAUUAUCUGUGAUAUUUGCUUUCUUAAGGGUAAUUCAAUUAACGGUAUUCUGGGAUUAA
Molecule: messenger RNA, 201 nt
Organism: Meloidogyne enterolobii
Lineage: Eukaryota; Metazoa; Nematoda; Chromadorea; Rhabditida; Meloidogynidae
Source: the annotation of a GenBank genome assembly